Molecule: messenger RNA, 304 nt
Organism: Paramuricea clavata
Lineage: Eukaryota; Metazoa; Cnidaria; Anthozoa; Malacalcyonacea; Plexauridae
Source: the annotation of a GenBank genome assembly
GCGCAUGAAUCCGAUCCGAAUAUCCUUUGGGAUGACUUGAAGGAAAAUUUUUUGUUAGUACCGAAUAUGCAUGCACCACCGGUCAUCAGGAGAGUUCGAAGCGAACAUGUGCCAUGGUUAACUUCGGAAAUCAAAACAAAAAUUUAUCAUAGGGAUUUUUUUAAGAAAAAAGCAAUCAAAACAGGUUCAACUCACUUUCAUAAUGCAUACAAAAAUGCUAGAAAUAAUUUGAGCAAGUUAGUAAAAGAUAUAAAAGCGAAUUAUUACAAUACUGCGAUAAACCGAUGCAAUAAGUAUCCAAAAU